Molecule: messenger RNA, 489 nt
Organism: Capronia coronata CBS 617.96
Lineage: Eukaryota; Fungi; Ascomycota; Eurotiomycetes; Chaetothyriales; Herpotrichiellaceae
Exons: 2
Coding region: 1-489 (162 amino acids)
Biological process (GO): protein depalmitoylation
Cellular component (GO): cytoplasm
Molecular function (GO): carboxylic ester hydrolase activity; palmitoyl-(protein) hydrolase activity
Source: RefSeq, a predicted model, not a curated record
AUGCCUGUUAUCACCCACCGAGAGACGAGCAGACACACCCACACCGUCAUUUUUCUCCAUGGGCGAGACAGCAACAGCCAGGAAUUUGCGGAGGAGCUUUUUGAAAGCGAGGCAUCCGAGCCUGCGGGGCAACCACGCACUCUUCCAGAUUUGUUCCCCAGCAUCAGAUGGGUCUUCCCCACAGCACCAACACUCCACUCCAAACGGUUUGAUGUCAUGAUGUCUCAAUGGUUUGAUAUGUGGUCAGUCGAAGAGCCCGAAAAGCGAGUCGAACUUCAGAUAGAAGGGCUGAAAUCGAGUCCGAUCUUUCUCGGUCACUCGAUUGACGAUUCUGUUGUUCCCAUCGAAAAUGGAAAGCGAAUGCGGGAUAUCCUCGUGCGUUCUCUGCGACUGAACGUUCAAUUUCAUGAGUAUGAGAAUGGGGGGCAUUGGUUCAACGAACCUCAAGGUAUCGAUGACAUCGUCGAGUUUAUCCAUCAACAUAUGUGA